Messenger RNA from Chaetura pelagica (chimney swift), 2375 nucleotides. It is a transcript of the gene CAPN11, whose product is annotated as calpain 11. The transcript is spliced from 21 exons. Gene Ontology annotation, molecular function: calcium ion binding; calcium-dependent cysteine-type endopeptidase activity. The record is from RefSeq and is a predicted model, not a curated record. NCBI's taxonomy places the organism in Eukaryota, Metazoa, Chordata, Aves, Apodiformes, Apodidae. The coding region runs from base 31 to 2148 and encodes 705 amino acids. Gene Ontology annotation, cellular component: cytoplasm. Gene Ontology annotation, biological process: proteolysis.
CAGAGCCGAAGGUAGCGCUGCCCGUGCGCUAUGAUGCCCUUUGGUGGGAUGGCUGCCCGGCUGGAGAGAGACCGCCUGAGGGCCGAGGGGGUUGGCCAGCACGACAACGCUGUCAAGUACCUCAACCAGGACUAUGAGGCCCUCAAACAGGAGUGUAUUGAGAGUGGCACCCUCUUUAGGGACCCACAGUUCCCAGCUGGCCCCACUGCCCUCGGAUUCAAGGAGCUGGGGCCGCACUCCAGCAAGACACGGGGGGUGGAGUGGAAGCGCCCGUCGGAAUUAGUGGAUGACCCUCAAUUCAUUGUUGGUGGUGCAACCCGGACAGAUAUCUGCCAGGGGGCUCUGGGCGACUGCUGGCUGCUGGCUGCCAUCGGCUCCCUCACGCUCAACGAGGAGCUCCUGCACCGCGUGGUGCCCCAUGGGCAGAGCUUCCAGGAGGACUAUGCUGGCAUCUUCCACUUCCAGAUCUGGCAGUUCGGCGAGUGGGUGGAUGUGGUGGUGGAUGACCUGCUGCCCACUAAGGAUGGGGAGCUCCUGUUUGUCCACUCAGCAGAGUGCACUGAGUUCUGGAGUGCUUUGCUGGAGAAAGCCUACGCCAAGCUGAACGGCUGCUACGAGGCGCUGUCGGGGGGCAGCACCACCGAGGGCUUCGAGGACUUCACCGGGGGGGUGGCAGAGAUGUAUGACCUCAAGCGGCCGCCGCGCAACAUGGCCCAGAUCAUCCGCAAGGCGCUGGAGAGGGGAUCCCUGCUGGGCUGCUCCAUCGACAUCACAAGUGCCUUUGAUAUGGAAGCAGUGACCUUCAAGAAGCUGGUGAAGGGCCAUGCCUAUUCUGUCACAGCCUUCAGAGACGUGGACUUCCGGGGUCAGCGGGAGCAGCUCAUCCGCAUCAGGAACCCCUGGGGUCAGGUGGAGUGGACUGGAGCCUGGAGCGAUGGCUCCUCCGAGUGGGACAGCAUUGACCCUGGUGACAGGGAAGAGUUGCAGCUGAGGAUGGAGGAUGGAGAGUUCUGGAUGUCUUUCCGGGACUUCAUGAGGGAGUUCUCCAGGCUGGAGAUCUGCAACCUGACCCCCGAUGCCCUCACCAAGGAUGAGCUCAGCAAGUGGCACACACAGGUGUUCGAGGGCACAUGGCGCCGGGGGAGCACUGCUGGGGGCUGCAGGAAUCACCCAGCGACGUUCUGGAUCAACCCACAGUUUAAGAUCAAGCUGCUGGAGGAGGAUGACGACCCUGGGGAUGAUGAAGUGGCCUGCAGCUUCCUAGUGGCUCUGAUGCAGAAGCACCGGCGGCGGGAGCGGCGUGUGGGGGGCGACAUGCACACCAUCGGCUUUGCCGUCUAUGAGGUUCCUGAAGAGGCCCAGGGCAGCCAGAAUGUGCACUUAAGGAAGGACUUCUUCCUGAGAAACCAGUCGCGGGCACGGUCUGAGACCUUCAUCAACCUGCGGGAGGUGAGCAACCAGAUCCGCCUGCCCCCCGGCGAGUACAUCGUCGUGCCCUCCACCUUCGAGCCACACAAGGAGGCCGACUUCAUCCUGCGGGUCUUCACCGAGAAGCAGUCAGACACAGCGGAGCUGGAUGAGGAAAUCUCAGCGGAUCUGGCAGAUGAGGAGGAAAUAACGGAGGAUGACAUAGAGGACGGCUUCAGGAACAUGUUCCAACAGCUGGCAGGGGAGGACAUGGAAAUCAGCGUCUUUGAGCUCCGGACUAUUCUGAACAGAGUCAUCGCUAGACACAAAGAUCUGAAGACAGAUGGGUUCAGCCUGGACUCCUGCCGCAACAUGGUCAAUCUGAUGGAUAAAGACGGCAGUGCCCGCCUGGGGCUGGUGGAGUUCCAGAUCCUAUGGAACAAGAUCCGGAGCUGGCUGACGAUCUUCCGCCAGCACGACUUGGAUAAGUCAGGCACCAUGAGCUCCUACGAGAUGCGCAUGGCUCUAGAAUCAGCUGGUUUCAAGCUGAACAACAAGCUGCAUCAGGUGGUGGUGGCUCGCUAUGCAGAUGCUGAUAUGGGUGUGGACUUUGACAACUUUGUCUGCUGCCUUGUGAAGCUGGAGGCCAUGUUCAGGUUCUUCCACAGCAUGGACCCUGAAGGCACUGGCACCGCUGUCAUGAACCUGUCUGAGUGGCUGUUGCUGACGAUGUUUGGCUAGGAGCCACGACAGAUCCACUGCAGCUGGGACACCGCAGGGGGGGCAGGCCCCUUCAAGUGCCUCCCCUUGGAUCUGUGGACACAGGAUACUCUUCCUCCCUUGCUCCAUCCCUGGCUGAGCCACUAGCCCUGCCUCCUGGCAAGCAUCAUGCCACCGUCUCCAGUGGGCCAGGGGUCAAGGCAGGCAGGGCAUGCCCUUCUCCUCUUCUGGGCUGGGCUUCUUUCCAC